AUGAGGAAAGAGGCUCUUCAGGCCAAGUUUCAAUUGAGCAUGGCUCAGAAUAAUGCGCGAGCCAUGUCAUGGCUUACUCCAUCUGCUAGUGCAACAUCUGCAUCAUCCAGUACUAAACCUAUUUCUGGAAAUACUGCAAACACAAGCAAAGUACCUGGCUCUAACGAGAAUAUAGAUGAUUCAAACGAUGAAUUUAUGAAUCUACGGGUGAUACCACCAGGAUCCGGCCUCGGAAGCACGAAAAGUACUCAACGAAUAGGAGAUUUCUUCCAGCAAUUUAACACUGAUCCAAAUAGUAACAAAUUAAAGAAUAAGGAUAACACAAAUAAUAAUGCUGUGGGUGAUGUACGACGAAAUGGCGGAAGUGCCGGGAAUUCCGGAAGUGGUGGAAGUAGAGCUAUGAAUGCAUUGUUGAAUAAGAUGAGGAAUGAAAAUAGGGAGAAAAUUAAACAGAAUCAAGAUCAUAACAUUAGUACCAAAAAAGGGACAGUGGUGGGCAAUUUAACUAGCGGAGGAAGAAAAGCAUUAAAGACUGGAGAUACAAAAUCGGCCAAGAAGGGUACUGGGUUCCAUACAGGUGGGAUGAAUGGCGAUAAUGACUCGGAUUCUGAUCCUGAUAUGGAUGCAUUGCGAGCGCGCGCAAGUAUCAAAAAGAAUGCGAGCAUGGGACGAGUUGGAAAGAAAGCAAGACCAUUUUGA
This is a messenger RNA of Lodderomyces elongisporus, 699 nucleotides long. RefSeq lists its product as uncharacterized. The transcript is spliced from 2 exons. Gene Ontology annotation, biological process: ribosomal small subunit biogenesis. The record is from RefSeq and is a predicted model, not a curated record. Lineage: Eukaryota; Fungi; Ascomycota; Pichiomycetes; Serinales; Debaryomycetaceae. Bases 1 to 699 code for a protein of 232 amino acids. Gene Ontology annotation, cellular component: 90S preribosome.